Molecule: messenger RNA, 1050 nt
Organism: Oncorhynchus nerka (sockeye salmon)
Lineage: Eukaryota; Metazoa; Chordata; Actinopteri; Salmoniformes; Salmonidae
Source: the annotation of a RefSeq genome assembly
AUGAACCCCUACGUACUCACCAUCUUACUUUCUAGUCUGGGUCUAGGCACAGUCCUCACCUUUGCCAGCUCACACUGACUACUUGCAUGAAUGGGCCUAGAAAUUAAUACCCUCGCCAUUAUCCCAAUUAUAGCGCAACAACACCACCCCCGAGCAAUUGAAGCAACAACCAAAUAUUUUUUGACCCAAGCAACCGCCGCAGCAAUAAUCCUUUUUGCCAGCACUACCAACGCCUGACUAGUUGGGGAAUGAGAAAUCCACCAGCUAUCCCACCCCCUAGCAACCACAACAGCAAUAUUGGCCCUUGCCCUCAAACUUGGACUAGCACCAGUUCACUUUUGGCUGCCAGAGGUUCUUCAAGGACUUGAGCUCACUACAGGAUUAAUUUUAUCAACCUGACAAAAACUCGCACCUUUCGCACUUAUAAUUCAAGUAGCCCCAACCAUCAACUCUUCCCUGCUUAUUGCAAUCGGACUCCUAUCAACACUUGUUGGAGGCUGAGGUGGACUUAAUCAAACCCAACUACGUAAAAUUCUAGCAUACUCUUCAAUUGCCCAUCUGGGGUGAAUAGUAUUAAUUUUACAAUUCGCACCCUCCCUCACGCUCCUUAGCCUCUCCCUGUAUAUUAUCAUAACAUCUUCAGCAUUCCUCACCCUAAAAACCAAUAACUCUCUGACCAUCAAUACUCUCGCAACUUCAUGAACUAAGUCCCCCACCCUUGCCGCACUAACCGCUCUUGUACUACUAUCCCUCGGGGGUCUCCCCCCUCUUUCAGGCUUCAUGCCAAAAUGACUUAUUUUGCAAGAACUAACGAAACAAGGGCUCCCACUAUCUGCCACACUAGCUGCUAUAACAGCCCUCCUCAGCCUUUACUUUUAUCUACGGCUCUGCUACGCCUUAACCCUCACUAUUUAUCCUAAUACCCUAACUGCAACCGCCCCCUGACGCCUCAACUUUACCAUAGUUACACUACCACUUUCAAUUGUCACCAUUUUAGCCCUAGGACUACUUCCCCUCACACCAGCUGUGGCUGCAAUACUAGUUUUGUAG